Manihot esculenta (cassava) is the source of this 1478-nucleotide messenger RNA. RefSeq names its product purine permease 3. The record is from RefSeq and is a predicted model, not a curated record. Gene Ontology annotation, molecular function: purine nucleoside transmembrane transporter activity. The coding region runs from base 340 to 1398 and encodes 352 amino acids. Lineage: Eukaryota; Viridiplantae; Streptophyta; Magnoliopsida; Malpighiales; Euphorbiaceae. Gene Ontology annotation, cellular component: membrane. The transcript is spliced from 3 exons.
CUCUUGGGUUCUUCCUUGUUUGGAUAAAUUUCUUGAUGCUUUGUUCUUUGGAACGAGGGGUUUUGGUGGAGUGGCUUGUCCACAUCUCUUCUCCAAUGUAUUUAUCUUCCUGAAAGAUGCGAGAGUUUUAUGGCUUUUUCUAUAUACUGCCAUUAUUCUCUUUAGCUACCAUAUAAAUUUAGGAUUUUCUUUCUUCUCUCAAAAAUGGGCUUUUGGGUUUGUUCUUAGUCUUCUGUUGUUCAUUGAUUUUGAGGUGGUGGCAGCUUGCUAGGAGAUCUUUCUCUGUUCAUUUUUCAAUUCACCAUACUCAAGGAGUAAGCAGAUACUGAGCUUGCAAAGAUGGAGACCGACAUUAGUAAUAACCAAGAAUCAGGUGAAGAAGAGAAGAUGAGCAAGUCCCUGAAGAAAUUCCUUCUCAUACUGAAUGGUGCAAUGUUAGCCAUAGGCAACUGUGGAGGUCCACUUGUCCUGCGUCUCUACUUCUUGAAAGGUGGUAAGAGUGUGUGGACAUCAAGCUUUCUGCAGACAGCUGGUUGGCCAUUUAUUAUAUUUCCUCUCAUUAUUUCAUAUUCAUAUCGUCGAAAAAAGAAGGGUUCGAGGACGGAGCUCUUCUAUAUAAGCCCCCAUCUAUUCCUAGCUUGUGCUGUUAUAGGUGUUCUUACUGGCUUGGAUGAUUUUCUUUCUGCAUAUGGAGUCUCUCUUCUACCUGUCUCGACUUCUGCUCUUAUAAUUGCUACCCAACUGGGCUUUACUGCUGGAUUUGCUUAUAUUUUGGUCAAGCAAAAGUUCACUCAUUUUACCGUUAAUGCAAUUUUCUUAUUGUCAAUUGGAGCUGUUAUUUUAGUCCUCCAUGCUAGUUCUGAUCGCCCUGCUCAUGAAACCAACAAACAGUACUUUAUUGGAGUUUUUAUGACACUUGGAGCUUCAGCACUUUAUGGGUUUGUGCUGCCUUUGAUCGAGUUGACGUAUAAGAAAACAAAGCAGACCAUCACUUACACUUUAGUUAUGGAGAUGCAGAUGGUUUUGUCAUUCUUUGCUACUGCAUUCUGCACCAUUGGGAUGCUUCUGCACAAGGAUUUCGUGGCAAUUCCAAGAGAGGCAAGAGAAUUCGAGCUUGGAAGAGCAAAAUAUUAUCUAGUGUUGGUCUUUACUGCAGUGUUUUGGCAAUGCUUCUUCAUGGGAGCAAUUGGUGUGGUUUUCUGUCAUUCUUCAUUGCUCUCAGGUAUUAUAAUAGCUACUCUGCUGCCUGUGACAGAGACAUUAGCUGUGUUGUUCUACCAUGAAAAAUUCAGAGUUGAGAAAGGAAUUUCUCUGGGUUUAUCUCUCUGGGGAUUCAUUUCUUACUUCUAUGGUGAGCUCCAGCAAAACAAGAAACUUAGAAUCAGGCUUCAAAAUUAGAAGCAUCUUAAUCAUGUAUUGAAUAAUGACUUCUUCUAUAUAUUUGUUACUUAAGUUUCAUAAAUGAGAGAUAUGUGCAA